This is a messenger RNA of Drosophila mauritiana, 967 nucleotides long. It is a transcript of the gene Obp57b, whose product is annotated as general odorant-binding protein 57b. Bases 17 to 475 code for a protein of 152 amino acids. The transcript has 2 exons. Gene Ontology annotation, molecular function: odorant binding. Lineage: Eukaryota; Metazoa; Arthropoda; Insecta; Diptera; Drosophilidae. The record is from RefSeq and is a predicted model, not a curated record.
UUUAUGCCAGUGGGAAAUGCACAAGCAACUGUUUAGUUUCAUUUCUACAAUGUUCAACUACAGACUCGUAUUUAUUGCGCCUCUGAUUUUGUUAUUGUUCAGCUUGGCCAAGGCACGCCACCCCUUUGAUAUAUUUCAUUGGAAUUGGAAAGACUUUCAGGAGUGUCUACAAGUUAAUAAUAUUACCAUAGGGGAAUACGAGAAAUACGCGCGACUCGAGACUUUGGAUUACCUGCUGAAUGAAAAAGUCGACUUGAGGUACAAGUGCAAUAUUAAGUGUCAGCUGGAAAGGGAUUCAACGAAAUGGUUGAAUGCACAAGGCAGAAUGGAUCUGGAUCUGAUGAACACCACCGAUAAGGCAUCCAAAUCCAUUACCAAGUGCAUGGAGAAGGCUCCCGAAGAACCGUGUGCCUACAGUUUUAGACUGGUGAUGUGUGCAUUUAAGGCCGGCCAUCCCGUAAUUGAUUCGGAAUAAUUGUCGAUUAUUUAAAUAUAUGGAAACAAAUUACUAAAAUUUUCACACCUAACUUACAAAUAUGUGACUAUUUAAAACUAGUGACUUGUAGAGUUUAUAGAUCAACAAAAGUAAAAUUGCAAUCUAGCAAAACGUGUUUACCUAACACCAGUCAGAUAGGCGUUUAGUAGAGCUCUGUUUAACUUAUUUGAAACGAGUAAUUAAUUUUAAGUGAAACAAAAAGUUGUCGCAUAAUUCAAAUGAUUUUAAAUUAUGGGUACAUAAAACCGAGGGAAAAUAUUGACGCUUAGCUUAUUGCCCUACCAAUUAUUGAUUUAUAAUCUCAUGAAAUUAAAGUUACACAGGCACUAUUCUGAAUAAGAGGUCUUUCAACUCAAUGGCAAUUGUUUUAAAUAAGUGGAAAAUUCAAAUAAAACUGUUCAGUCUGAAGUUAACAAUGUUCAUCACUAGACUUGCCACGUUUUUGCUUCUUAUCGUUGUUUCGCUUAGCCA